Molecule: messenger RNA, 1854 nt
Organism: Raphanus sativus (radish)
Lineage: Eukaryota; Viridiplantae; Streptophyta; Magnoliopsida; Brassicales; Brassicaceae
Exons: 3
Coding region: 1-1854 (617 amino acids)
Molecular function (GO): protein dimerization activity
Source: RefSeq, a predicted model, not a curated record
AUGAAAGAGAUAAGAGACUACACUGAGAACAAAGGUGGAAGUGAUGAAUUUGUGACAAAAGGCUUUGAUACUUGGAAAAAUCCGAAGAGGUUAGGAGACCAUGUGGGACUAGUGAAUAGUUUUCACAACAAUGCUAUGAAGAUGGCUGAUAGUCUAAUGAAUCAAGAUCAGUCAAUCGCUCGUUCUUUUUAUAAGCAGAAUGAAGCAGCAAAAAAUGAAUACAAGAUCAGAUUGAAUGCUUCAAUUGAUGCUUGUAGAUAUUUACUACGACAAGGAUUACCUUUUCGAGGACAUGAUGAGUCGAUGGAAUCAGCCAAUAGGGGAAACUUUGUUGAGCUUGUGAAAUAUACUGCAAAUCAGAAUGAGCUUGUAAGUAAGGUUGUGUUGGAGAAUGCUCCUAAGAAUAAUCAAAUGGUGUCUCACAAAAUUCAGAAAGAAUUAGCACAUUGCUUUGCGGAGGAAGUUAUUCAAUCUAUUAUUCAGGAGCUUGAUCAUGAUGUAUUUUUCUUGAUGGUGGAUGAGUCUGCAGAUGUUUCUACUAAAAAGCAAGUGGCAGUGGUUUUUCGCUUUGGUGAUAAAAAGGGGAUAGUCAAAGAAAGAUUUGUUGGUCUUAUUCAUGUUCAAGAAACUUCUUCUGCAACUCUAAAAAGUGCUAUAGAUUCACUGUUUGCAAAACGUGGACUAAGCAUGAAAAAGUUAAGAGGGCAGAUUGCUGUCUUGUUAAAUGUUGUUGGAGCUUCUUGUAAGAGACAAGAUAUGAUUCGAGAAGACCAACGUAAGAUACUCGAGGAAGGAGUUAGUCGGGGUGAAAUUAAGACAGCAAAUGGAUUAAAUCAGGAGCGUUCAAUUCAAAGACCUGGUAAUACUCGUUGGAGUUCUCACUACAAAACUUUAUUGAGAUUGGCUGAUUUAUUCACUUCUAUCAUUAAAGUGCUUGAGCAUGUGGAAACAGAUGGGCCAGAUGGUAUCAAAAGAUGUCAAGCUAAUGGUCUCCUCAAAUACUUUCACACAUUCGACUUUGUGUUCUACUUACAGUUCAUGUUACUUCUUCUUGGUCUCACAAAUAAUCUAUCACUGGCUUUACAAAGCAAAGAUCAGGAUAUUUUGAAUGUGAUGUCUUUAGUGCAAUCUACCAAGCAACAAUUGUACAAGCUCAGGGAUAAUGGAUGGGAUUCAAUCAUUGGAAAGGUGAACUCCUUCUGUGAGAAAAAUAAAACAGAGUUACUCAGUAUGGAAGAAGAAUUUGUUAAUCCAAAGAGGCCAAGGCAGAGAAGCAACAUAACAAACUUGCAUCAUUAUCAAGUUGAAUGUUUUUACACAGUAUUGGAUAUGCAAAUUCAAGAGUUUAAUGAUCGUUUUGACGAGAUAAACACUGAGCUGCUUGGUUGCACUGCAUCUUUGAGCCCCAUUGAUUCAUUCCACCAGUUUGAUCAGUCAAAAUUUGUAAGAUUAUCAGAGUUUUAUCAUGAAGAUUUUAGCUCUCUGGAACGAAUAUCUCUUGAGCAUCAACUUGCUAUUUACAUCGAUUAUAUCUCUGAAGAUCAAAGGUUUGCCAAUUUGAAGGGUCUUGGAGAUCUUGCACUUAUGAUGGUGGAGACCAAAAAACAUCUUUCACAUCCUCUUGUUUAUCGCCUUUUGAAGCUAGUUUUGACUUUACCCGUUGCCACUGCUACUGUCGAGAGAUCUUUUUCUGCGAUGAAAAUUGUGAAGACUACCUUACGCAACCGAAUGGGUGAAGAAUUUUUGAAUGCUUGCAUGGUUUGUUAUACUGAAAAGGACCAUUUUGACGAAAUAACAAAUGAAGCAGUGCUAAAAAGAUUUCAAGAUAUGGGAGAUCGAAGAAUGACUUUAUGA